UACGAUCCUGCGCGCAUGUGGGUUGUGGAGCGCAAAAACGAACGAUGCGAGAAACAUCAGAAUUUCUACUUUGCCAUUCAGUGGACCACUCGACGGGUAGUUGUUCGGUGGUCGUAAACACGGAAAUGUGGAUACACAUAUAUACUUGUGCCGUGUAAAGCGAUACUUUGAUUUUUGCUCCGUACCUAUACUAUACCUCUCGCCGUCUUCUGGACACGACCAAAAAUGAAGUUGGAAAUCGUCGUUUGGAUUAUACAUUUUGCGAGCCACGUAAACACUCUGCCCGACACGAUCAGAAUCGGGGGUUUGUUUCAUCCAAAUGACAUCAACCAAGAAAAUGUGUUCAAACACGCCAUCCACGACGUCAACGCCAAUCGGUUAAUACUUAGUAGAUCGAACCUUUCUGGUCAGGUAGAAAAAGUAUCACCGCAAGACAGUUUCCAUGCUUCCAAGAGAGUGUGCAGUCUACUUCGGCUAGGCGUCGCCGCAGUUUUCGGCCCACAAUCCGCUCAAAUAUCCAGUCACGUCCAGUCCAUUUGCGAUACAAUGGAAAUACCACAUUUGGAAACGCGAUGGGACUAUAAGCUGCGGCGUGAGAGCUGCUUGGUCAAUCUCUAUCCACAUCCGACCGUAUUGUCCAAGGCGUAUUUGGAUUUGGUGAAAAAAUGGGGCUGGAAGUCGUUCACGAUAAUAUACGAGAGCAACGAAGGCUUGGUGAGGCUGCAAGAGCUGUUGAAAGCCAGAAAUGGCGCGUUUUCAGCGUACCCAAUCACGAUCCGUCAGUUGGGUUCCAGUCGAGAUCACAGACCAUUAUUGAAGCAGAUAAAAAAUUCAGCAGAAUCACACAUCGUACUAGAUUGUUCAACCGAAAAAAUAUACGACGUUUUGAAACAAGCUCAACAAAUAGGAAUGAUGAGCGACUAUCACAGCUAUCUGAUAACAUCUCUGGACCUUCAUACGAUCGAUCUGGACGAAUUUAAAUACGGUGGUACAAACAUCACAGGUUUCCGGUUAGUCAAUCCUGACACACCCGUGGUGCAAAAAGUGUUGAAACAAUGGGGAGAAAAUUUCACCGUCAUGUCGACGGAAACUGCUUUAAUUUAUGACGCCGUUCAUCUAUUCGCCAGAGCACUCCACGAUCUGGACAGCAGCCAAAAGAUUGAUAUUAAACCAUUGAGCUGCGACGCUUCUGAUACAUGGUCCCACGGAUAUAGUUUAAUAAAUUAUAUGAAAAUAGUAGAAAUAAGUGGUCUGACCGGGGUCAUUAAGUUUGACAACCAAGGAUUUAGGACCGACUUCGAGUUAGAUGUGGUAGAAGUGAACAAAGAAGGUCUAUCGAAGAUAGGAACUUGGAACUCCAGCCAAGGGAUAAACUUCACUAGGUCUUUUGUCGAAGCCUACUCUAGCAUCGUUGACAAUUUGCAUAACAAGACACUGGUCGUUACUUUAAUCUUGAGUUCACCUUACACUAUGCGCCGUGAAUCCAGUCUAAAACUAGUGGGCAACGAUCAAUUCGAAGGAUACGCGAUUGAUUUGAUAUACGAGAUAUCAAAACUGCUGGGUUUUAACUAUACACUGAAACUUGUACCUGACGGCCGUUAUGGUUCUUACAAUGAAGACACUAAGGAAUGGGAUGGGAUGAUGGGAGAGCUUUUACAACAGAGAGCGGACUUAGUGGUGGCUGAUCUAACUAUUACCUACGAUCGCGAACAAGCCGUUGAUUUUACUAUGCCAUUUAUGAACCUCGGUAUAAGUAUUUUGUACCGGAAACCAAUCAAACAACCGCCGAACCUUUUUUCAUUUUUGUCUCCACUAUCAUUGGACGUGUGGAUAUACAUGGCUACGGCGUAUCUUGGUGUAUCGGUUCUCCUCUACAUACUAGCCAGGUUUAGUCCGUAUGAAUGGGAAAAUCCACAUCCUUGCAACUCUGAAGCCCCAGAUGUUUUUGAAAACAAGUUUUCCUUGAACAACUCACUGUGGUUUACGAUCGGCUCUCUGAUGCAACAAGGAUCUGAUAUGGCUCCUAAAGCCGUUUCCACAAGGAUAGUAGCCGGUAUGUGGUGGUUUUUUACAUUAAUCAUGAUCUCAUCGUACACUGCAAACUUGGCAGCGUUUUUAACCGUGGAAAGAAUGGACUCACCGAUUGAAAGUGCCGAAGACCUUGCUAAACAAACGAAAAUAAAAUAUGGCGCACUUCGAGGUGGUUCGACUACCGCGUUUUUUAGAGAUUCAAAUUUUAUUACGUACCAAAGGAUGUGGUCGUUUAUGGAAUCGUCACGACCAAGCGUGUUUAUGUCUUCAAAUAACGAAGGCGUAGAAAGAGUUGUAAAAGGAAAAGGAAACUAUGCAUUUUUAAUGGAAUCCACUAGUAUUGAAUACGUGAUUGAGAGAAAUUGCGAGCUAACUCAAGUCGGAGGGCUUUUGGAUUCAAAAGGUUACGGCAUUGCAAUGCCACCGAAUUCUCCAUAUAGAACAGCGAUUAGCGGGGCAGUAUUAAAACUCCAAGAAAUUGGUAAACUACAUAAGUUAAAAACAAAAUGGUGGAAAGAAAAAAGAGGCGGUGGCGCUUGUCGGGACGAUACUUCAAAGUCCAAUAGCGCGGCUAAUGAAUUGGGUUUGGCUAACGUGGGCGGCGUGUUCGUAGUGCUAAUGGGUGGAAUGGGUGUAGCUUGUGUUGUAGCAGUGUUUGAAUUUGUAUGGAAGUCCAGAAAAAUAGCGGUCGAAGAGAGGAUCAUUAAGUACCAUACGAAGUAUAGAAAAUGAGUUAUAAAAUCACACUGGUAUCUUACAUUCAACUAUAAUAUUAAUAUUUAUUAUUUUUUUAAUGUGUCAAUUUAUUUGUUUAUGAUUUGAGCAAUUUAUCUUAGACUAAAGAAUAUAUAUACAUAUAUAUUUAUAUAUAUAUUGUACUAUAUAAGUUGCACAUUUGAAUAGUAAUACACCAGUAGUCGGAAUGAAGUUCCAACCAUAAAUAUAUAAAUAAUGCAUAUUAUUAAAAACCCCAAACUUUAAAACACGGCAUAUUAUUUUUAUUGUUUUAAAAAUUUUUUUUUUUUUUUAUAUUCAAUUUUUAAAAUUUAAAAUUUGAUUAUUUUUUUAAGAGUCUUAUAACAUAACUGAUGGUUUUAAUUUUUUUCUAUAAAUAAAAUGGUUUAUACUGCAAUAAAUACAUUCCAAUUUUGUAACGCAUUUAAAUAAUGUUAUAUAAAUAUAAAUAAUAAAUAUACAUCUUAUAUAUAAAUAUAUAAUAAUUAAUAAAAUAGUACCUAAGCUUUGUAAUCCAUGCGUUAUUCUCGAUAAUAAUAUUCGGUUAUGAAUUAUAAUGUUAUAUUUAUUGUAUAUUUUAUUUGUAUUGGACGAUGUAUUACACAAAUUAUUAAAUCAUGUAAAUUUGGUCCAUUUAUCUUUAUAAUUUCCAGAUGGGCAUAAUAUGAAAUUAUGUAAUAAUGUGACAAAUAUAUGUAUAAACUUUAUAAAAUGGUUCAUACAUAUUUUUGUACUUUUUAAAUUUAUUUAUUUGGUUAACUAUCUGCACUAGUUUAUUUGACAUAAGGUUAUAAUUUUAUUUUGUUUUUUUAAUAAUAUUAUGUUCAACGAUACAAUGUUUUUAUUAGAUAUGAUUUUAUUUCGUUCCUUAUUUCUAAAUCAAGCUAAUUUUUAAAAACAAAAGAAGUAAUGUAAUAAAAAACAUAAUACAUA
Molecule: messenger RNA, 3699 nt
Organism: Rhopalosiphum padi (bird cherry-oat aphid)
Lineage: Eukaryota; Metazoa; Arthropoda; Insecta; Hemiptera; Aphididae
Gene: KaiR1D
Product: glutamate receptor ionotropic, kainate 1
Exons: 18
Coding region: 226-2763 (845 amino acids)
Biological process (GO): synaptic transmission, glutamatergic; modulation of chemical synaptic transmission; monoatomic ion transport
Cellular component (GO): postsynaptic membrane; plasma membrane
Molecular function (GO): transmitter-gated monoatomic ion channel activity involved in regulation of postsynaptic membrane potential; glutamate-gated receptor activity
Source: RefSeq, a predicted model, not a curated record